AUGGGAACCUCACCGAGUAGUUGGUUUAAAUUAGUAGCGUUCCGAAUUAGAAAUUUUGGGAAACGGUCUCCAAGAGAUAUCAUUGUUGUCUACGACAAUACCACCCCAGCUUCCCAACAAGAUCAAGCCAUUGCCAAUAAUAUUCCCACAGAAGAUGAUGAUAAUGAUGAUGAUGAUGAUGAUGAAGAAACAGCCAAUUUGAUAGGCCCCACGUUAACCCAAUUACAAGCUUCAUCAACAUUGCAAGAAAGAAUUCUGACUAAGGAAGAUACUGCAGCCACCAAGAUCCAAGCACUUUUCAGAGCCCAUCUUGCAAGACGUGCGUUUCGGGCGCUGAGGAGUCUGGUGAAGCUGCAAGCUAUGGUUCGCGGAGCGCAUGUGAGGAAACAGGCGCGCAUAGCUCUGCAUUGCAUGCAUGCAUUAGUCCGGCUGCAGGUCAGUGUUCGUGCACGACAGCUACUUGGCAGGGGUGAUGACAACCGGUCUCCCUUGCGGAGCUAGAUAGCCAGCUUUAUUACAACU
Messenger RNA from Morus notabilis, 522 nucleotides. Its product is annotated as protein IQ-DOMAIN 31. The record is from RefSeq and is a predicted model, not a curated record. Gene Ontology annotation, molecular function: protein binding. The coding region runs from base 1 to 501 and encodes 166 amino acids. The transcript is spliced from 2 exons. NCBI's taxonomy places the organism in Eukaryota, Viridiplantae, Streptophyta, Magnoliopsida, Rosales, Moraceae.